Phyllostomus discolor (pale spear-nosed bat) is the source of this 4564-nucleotide messenger RNA. RefSeq names its product V-set and immunoglobulin domain containing 10 (gene VSIG10). The coding region runs from base 418 to 2037 and encodes 539 amino acids. Gene Ontology annotation, biological process: cell-cell adhesion. NCBI's taxonomy places the organism in Eukaryota, Metazoa, Chordata, Mammalia, Chiroptera, Phyllostomidae. The record is from RefSeq and is a predicted model, not a curated record. Gene Ontology annotation, molecular function: cell adhesion molecule binding. The transcript has 9 exons. Gene Ontology annotation, cellular component: cell-cell junction.
AGUCGGCGCAGCGAGCCCAGGCGAGCGCCCUUUGCAUAAAGCCCUCCUCCUUGGCCAAGGUAGAGGAAGUUGGGCUCCCGCCUGGAUGGGAGGCGGGAGGGAGACCUGCUCCUGUUGUUUUCCGCCGGCGGCAGUGGGUGCGGGCACGAGGGGCGGGGUGCACCCUCCGGGCCCCGGCCGAGCGCUCCGGAGGCAGAAUCUCACUGGGAGCCCAGCGCGGCUCUCAGCCCCGACAUCGGACUCACCCCAAGCAUCCUUCCCGGGCGCUGUGGAAAGGGGAGCUGUUCGCUCGGUCGGUCGUUCCGAGGACCCGGGAGGAGCACUUGGUACCCGAGGGGCCGGAGCCCCGAGGGGCGCACGCCCAGCCCGGGCAGACCCUGCGUCGCCGGAGGAGCCCCUGCCCGCUCGUGGUGCGAGAUGGCCGCGCGGGUGCCCGAGACCCGGGUGCUCCUCUGCCUCGCGGCGCUGCUGGCCCGCUGGGUCGCCGCAGAAUGGGAGGUCGUCGCCAUCGGAGAAGCUCGAGAGAACAUCACUCUGCCCUGCGGCAACGUCUCAAGAGCACGGGGCCCGGUGACCUGGUACCGGGACGACUUGGAGCCGGUCCUUCUCGUCUCCUCCAACUCCAGCCUCCCGCCCGCUGACCCACGCUUCUCCCUGGUGCAUGCCAGCUCCCUGCACAUCGAGGCACUGAGCCUGCGGGAUGAGGGGAACUACACCUGCUGGGAAGUCCUGAAUGAGACGCGGCGGUUCCAAGUGUGGCUGCAGGUGGCCAGUGGCCCGUACGAGGUGGAAGUCAACAUCUCCACCACUGGCAGGCUCCCCAACGGCACCCUCUAUGCGGCCAAGGGCUCCCAGGUGGACUUCAGCUGCGCCAGCAGCUCCAGGCCUCCGCCCAUGGUCGAGUGGUGGUUCCGCGCCCCGGAUUCCAGGACCGAGCCCUUUGGAAACAACCUGACGCUCAGCUGCUUCACGCUGCUGCUGAUGUCGCAGAACCUCCAAGGGAACUACACCUGUUUGGCCAUGAACAUGCUCAGCAGGAGGCAUCGAAAGGUGACCACCGAGCUCCUGGUCUACUCGUCCCCUCUGUCCGACCUUCAGUGCUGGGCUGAGGUGUCACCAGGAUUGUCCGUGCUGCAGCUCACCUGUCGCUGGGACGGGGGAUACCCAGACCCUUACUUGGUGUGGACAGAAGAGCCAGGAGGUGCGGUCGUGGGGACCUCAGGCCUGGGAGUGGAGACGCUGAACCGGUCCCAGCUGUCAGAUGGCAAGAAGUUCAAGUGCAUUGGGAGCCACAUCGUGGGGCCGGAGUCGGGAGCCAGCUGCGUGAUUCAGAUCCGGAGCCCCUCCCUUCUCUCGGAGCCCAUGAAGACGUGUUUCGUGGGGAGCAACGUGACACUCACCUGCCACGUGUCUGGAGCUUACCCGCCUGCAAAGAUCCUGUGGCUGCGGAACCUCACCCAGCCCGAGGUGGUCAUCCAGCCCAACAGCCACUACCUCGUCACCCAGAACGGCCCGAGCUCCACCCUGACCAUCCAGAACUGCUCCCAGGACCUGGAUGAAGGCUACUACGUCUGCCGGGCUGAGAACCCCGUGGGGGUGAGGGAAGUGGACAUCUGGCUGAGCGUCAAAGAACCUUUCAACAUCGUGGGAAUUGUGGGAACCAUCGUGAGCCUCCUCCUGCUGGGAGUGGCCAUUAUCUCAGGGCUCAUGUUGUACUACAGCCCUGUGUUCUGCUGGAAACGAAACACUAUCAGGGGACAAGACAUGGCCGAUGUCAUGGUUUUGGUGGAUGAGGAAGAGGAAGAGGUGGAGGAGGAGGAAGAAUAUGCUGCAGGACAGGAGGAGGAGGAAGAGGAGGAAGCAGCAGUUGACAGGGAGGAAUCGCCAAAACAAAUACCCAAGCACGUCCACAUUCACAGAGUGACCGCCCUGGUGAAUGGGAACAUAGACUGGAUGGCCAAUGGACUCCAGGCUCUGCAAGACGACAGCGGUGAGCAGCAGAGCGACCUCCUUCAAGAAGAAGACAGGCCAGUCUGAAGGAAAAAGAGAUGUCCUCCGUGGUCCUGUCUCAAGAGCUCGGGAAGCUGCAGCGAAGAGGAGCUUUUCAUUCGCCUUUGAUGUGACUUGCACCCCUGCCUGAGGGCUUAAAACGGUUUGGGGCUCUCGGCAAACACGCACACACAAACACACACACACACUUUUUUCUUUCCUUUUUUAAAAAAAUUGGUUUGAUCUGUUGUACCUUUUUAAAAUGAUGCUAGAAAGCUUUGGGAACAGGCAGCGUGGGGGUGGGGGAAAGCUGCCUUUGGCAUCUAAGGUGCCCUUUGCGCUGUGACCCCUGGCGAUUAUCCAGGUUGACUGACGCUGAUUUGGGGGGAGCAGGAGUGGGAGGGGGCACUUGGCCUCAGUGCCCUUUGCCAUGAAAGGUCUGUAACCAGCUUACCUCAGCACACUAGGGUAUGGUGUGGGGCGAUAGGGACACUUCCUUGAUCACUGCCCAGGUGAGUCCAGGCACCGGGUAAACGUCAGCGCACUGGAAAAGGGGAGGAGGGGUCGCCUGCUGAUGCUAGUCAGGGAAGCCGUGGGGUUCAGGUUUUUGGAGUUGGAAGCGCCCAGACUGGAAUCUGGGCCUUGCUACUUGUUUCUCGGGCUUGGGUGGGUUGCUUUACCUCUCUCCCCUGGGCCUCAAUGUCCUCAUCCAUAAAAUAGCUGAAAUCGCAGCUACCUUACAGGGUCAUGGUGAGGGCUUUGGGAUGUGAAAGUGCCUAGGAGGUGCUCCAUAGGUGGUCGUUACCUUCUUCGCCUUCCCUAAGUGGAAGAAAAAAAUGUCCUUUGUAAGCUGUGAGCUGCUGCCUGGGCCCUUCAUUCUUCUUUGUAGAAUGGUUGCAGACGAGGGCAUUAUCAGAGCUCUCCUGAUGUUUGCUUCCCUGCAAAUACAAUUCUGUUCAAAAGAGGCAGGGGCCCGCAAGAGAAAGUGCCUUUCAUUAGAACCUCGCCUUUUGCAAAGCUUCAUAUUUAUACAAAAGCCUCUCGUAUGAUACACUAUUAGCUUUUAGACUUUCCCAUUCUUCCUUACUCCGGUGACUUUGAAAGAAGGCAGGGGAAAUGUUUUGUAAGGGAGUGUCUGGUGAGAAGUACUCCUUGGGCAGGCCAGUGCACUUGGCCUCGGUUUCUCCAUCUCUGAAACGGGGAAACUUGUUUGCUUCUCUUUAAGGGUAUUAUGAAGAUACACUGAUUAAUAAUGCUACGUUUUGAAUGCAAAUAGCAUGUGAUGAGUUUAAGCUGCUGAUGCUUCCAGUAGAGCCUGUACAGUUUAGAGAGACUUCCCCUGAUUUAAUUCAAAUCUAAAAAUGUCAGGGGUCUUAUGUGCAAAGGGUGUGUGCUAAGCAUAAAAAUCUGACUUGAAUUUGCACUCUUAAUAUUGCACAUUCUGCUCUGAUGGGCAAGACCUAGCGCUUGAAGGAGAACUUCCCUUCUCCAGUAAUGGGGACUGGAACUCCUAAAAUGAGACACUGGUUAUGUGCAAGGUUACCCUGCAGGUGUGCCUGGGGUUGGUCUAUUUUCUUGAAUGAAGGAUGAAGGGACUAAACUGAGCAAGUCAUUGGAAGUGAGUCCUGGCCCCAGCUGAGAACCCUGGGGAGCUCAGGAGCUGGCUGCAGAUUUGUGUCCGUCAGUCAGGAAUAGCUGUGAACUGCAGUCUUGUCGGGCUGGUCUUUUGCUGCGUGGUGUCUCGUGUAUGUAAACCACUCUAACCAGCCUAAGUUAGGGUCAUUUACAGAACAGGAUACUUAGGUUGCUUCUAAAGUUACGUAACCCUGAGCUCGUCUCUCCUUUAGAAUCUUCCAUGAGUUCCAUUCCCGCCUACUUUGCAGAGGCAACAAUAUUUUCAAAAAUGAAAGGAAACUGUAGCAAAAAUUCCCUGGCUGGGAACACAGGAUGAUUUUCAAGACCACUGUAAUGUUCCUGCAAUUUCCUCUUCUCUUGCACACGCACUUGAUAGGUAGGAAAUCUUCAACACAGAGUUUUUCCACUAGCAAAUGGGGGCUUCAAGGUCUUGGUGCCAAACACUAUAAACCCUGGACUAGCUGAGCUGUGACUAUCCCCCCUUCUGUCUGAGUCCCGUGUACACAUUCAUGUGGCUGGGUCAGUUAAGAACCCAGGUACUGUGCGUCUUCAGAUUUUAAGGAUUCUUUUUUUUUAAGAGUUAGAGGUUUUUUUUUCCCCUCUGUUUUAAGAUGACCCAUCCCCAAAUCCACAAGCAUGUUGACAAGGAAUUACAGCCUUUGUGUGGCAAAGUCCAAGCUGUUACAUUAUGCUUUAUGCUUUAUGUACAUUGUUAUCUGGGUGUGCGGUGCAUGCACAGACCAGCUCUCCUUAUCAGAGCCAGGAAGGGAACUAUUUCAGGGCUAUCACAACGGCUGUUUCUUUCUUCCAAAACCUGGUGGACAUUGGGGAAAGGGCUCCUGCACUCUUGUGGCUUUGAUAUUAGCUCCACUUCUCACAAGCACAUACAGGCUCUUACUGCAGCAGGAAAACACAUGGUGGAAAAUUUCCAUGACCCAUG